Molecule: messenger RNA, 744 nt
Organism: Folsomia candida
Lineage: Eukaryota; Metazoa; Arthropoda; Collembola; Entomobryomorpha; Isotomidae
Product: iron-sulfur cluster assembly 2 homolog, mitochondrial
Exons: 3
Coding region: 124-576 (150 amino acids)
Biological process (GO): iron-sulfur cluster assembly
Cellular component (GO): mitochondrion
Molecular function (GO): 2 iron, 2 sulfur cluster binding; iron ion binding; 4 iron, 4 sulfur cluster binding
Source: RefSeq, a predicted model, not a curated record
CCGGGACUACGCAGUCUGACUUUGUUUCUUUUUACAGAGAGACGGAAUUAGAAAACUUCUCGUGCUAUUACGACGUUAAUUGCUAGAAUACUUAAUUGAACUUGGUGGGAGGAGAAUGAAAAGAUGGCCAAACUGGUCAUGCAACGUGCAUUCGUCACUCUCAACACGAAAGGGUUGGUGAGAUGGAUGUCGGCCCCUUCUGCCUCCAAGGCUCCUGCCGCGACGGGAGGUGUGGGUGUGACGGAAGCAUGUGCAAAACGACUCGAGGAAAUUGUGGGGUCCGAAUCAGGUGACAAGUCCAAAAAGUUUCUGCGAGUGUCCGUCGAAGGCGGAGGCUGCUCGGGGUUCCAGUACAAGUUUCUUAUCGACGACCAGUUAGGACCCGAGGACAAAAGUUUUGGGCAUCCUCAGUACUCUAAUGCUCGUGUAGUUGUGGACUCGAGUAGUCUCGAGUACUUGGAAGGGGCCACGGUGGACUUUCAGACCGAGCUCAUCCGCUCAGCCUUUCGUAUCUUGCAAAAUCCGAAAGCUGACCAUGGCUGCUCGUGCGGUGCGAGCUUCACAAUCAAAUUGUAGCAGAUUUAAGCAACGUCCUCAUCCGCAGAACUCCCCCGCUCGUCUCCAGUAAAAUAUAACACGUUUUAGAAAAUGACGACUUUUUAUUCGCUAGUCAAUCAAGUCAAUAAUCUCUCUGUCGUCAAUCAACUUUUGCUCGCAAUAAUAAAUUCUGCAUUGUCGAAUAAA